GCCUACUUUCUCUGUUCGUGCUCACGCAGCAUGAAGUACCUCAAAUCAUUCGUUUGUUUGAAUCACUUUGCUGCUGAUCAAAUAUGGAUACGAUUGAUCACAAAUAGUGAAAUCGUCAUUUUAGCAUGAUUUCACGAAGCUCCUGUGCUGGAUUUCACGGAUAAAAGCGAAUACUUUUGCAUGUAUGCCAUCAUCUGAAAUGCAAAUCUGUAUUUGGCAUGAUUUAACAGCAUGCAGAAGAUGUUUUCUUUUUGCGAGUUAGGCCUGUUGUUGUAGAUCCCUUGUGUGUGUACGUCGACCAACAAUCACGUUUGGCGGCCAACUGCGGACGCUGAGUAGCAUUUCAUGCUGGCAGUUUGUCAAAUAAUGAAUAUUUGCAUCAAAGAGGACGGGUUCUAAGGGAAGCUUGAUUCCACUAUUCUUUCGAUUUUCAUUUAUUGAGAAUCUUCAUUUUUAAUAUAACCUUGUUCACAUGCUAUUAAAUUUCGUCACUUGGCAUUUUUUUCAUGGAGUUCUCAUAGAUUUGCAAACCUGAAACAUCAGCUCAUUGAAAUUACGUGCUGACAAAUUUAGAUAUGGAGGAGGAUCUCAAAUAUUCGAAAGAAAACACACGCAAUGGUGUUUCACAGCUCAUUGGAAACAUAGAAGAUAUUUUGUAUGGAAGAGAUAUAAUUAAAGAAGGUGCAGAGCACAAAGCCAAGAUUGUGUCUGUCAAGCUUACAGAACUAGUAACAAUCCUUUUAGAAAGCACAUGGAAGGACACCCAUGAUGAAAGUAUUAAGGUCUUUUCAGAACAUGACAUUAUCAGCCAGGUUUUCAACUGGAUAGCUUCCGAUAAAGAACUUAUGAAGGCUAUGACACUGGAACUGUUAUCAAUUUUUGACAAUAUAUUGUCUGUUGGAAGUGACACAUUAAUAAGGAUAAGAGAGGUUGUUGAACCAUUAAUGCUGCUUUUGCUUGCACUCAGACCAAAUGACAGAAAGAAGAUGCCUUUUGAGAUGGAGUACAAGUACAUUCAACUCAUUAACAAUGUGUGUCUGAGACUUGUUGAUGAUCAAUUUCUAAAUAAAUUUGACACUAGCCAGCUCUCCAAACAUGGCUACAAGAUACCCAGAUAUGGAUUUUUAAACAUCCUAAUCUCUUACAUCUAUGAUAACAAUCAGAUGGGUAACUAUGCAAGAGAUAGCCUGGUAAUAUGUUUGCAAGUCUCUGCCUCCAACGAGAGCUUCAGAAAUUACAUUACAUAUGAAUCAGACUGUUGCAAUAUCUUGGCUGCUGGACUAAGUGGGCACUAUGCAGCUUUGCCCACUGUUCUUGACAUAACUAAUGAUGACUGGUAUUGCAUUAGUAGAGAUAUGGUUGCUGGCAACCAAGAAAUUCAAAGAUUUACCAAAGCUGUGAAAUUUUGCUGUGAAGCAAUUCAUUUUGGUCACAAAACAUUUGGAGAAAGACUUCUGGGUUUUAUUCAUUCAGGUUUCCUAAAUUCAGUUUUGGCUGCAGCUUUACACCAGCAUUUUACUGAGGCAAUAACAGCAGCUACAGCCUACUUGGAAUUGUUUAUCAGAGAAAUAAGUGAAAAAAGUUUCAUGAGGACAUUACUACGGUUCCUUCUGACUGAUGAAUAUGAUGGUACUCAAAUUAUUGAUACAAUGAUUGAACGCAUCCAGUCAAAAAAUACUCAGCUAAACAUGGUAACACUUCAGUUAUUCAAGACCCUAAUGGAUUUAAACUGUGAAGAUGUUAUUUAUCAUCUCAUUAUCCGAUAUUUGAUCCCCUGCAAGCAUGUUCUGCCGAAUCAGAAACGGACAAUAAAAGAGUUAGAUUUUUAUUGUAAAAGUGCUACAAUGUUCCUAUAUUUGACACCUUCUUGUUGUGUCGAGUCGCAAUUUGGUGAAAGCAAAGAGGGAUUGGAAACUGACGAGCUGGAAGAUGAAGGACAGGUUUGUGGCCAUGGUACACAUGGAUCGAAGUCGUCGCGGUUGUUUUUACAGAGUUCUUUUAUUGAAUGCCUAUGCGAUGCAAGGGUCAGGGUGAGGGAGUGUAAAGAGGCCUGUCGCUGUUGGUCGGCAGUGUACGACGGGAUGGAUGUUAUGACCGAACUGCCUCGUAAAAGUGGCUCAUCCACAUUGAUGAGUGAAUCGAAAACCGACAGAAGUAACUCGGAUGUUUUUUCUUUUGCGUUACGUCGAAAUUCUAGUAUUUCGAAUCCUGACAACGAAAAGCGCUCCCUUACAAAAUCGAAAUCGCUUCAACCAGCUAAAGCAGCCGGAGGGUCAAAAUCUACAGUUUUGAAUGGUUUUCGAGAUUCAAAGCAAACUGUCGAAAUUAUCGAUUCCAAAGAAUGCCUAGGCCCUUUUAUGAGUGCCCUAUAUGAAGAAUUAGAAAAUAUGAUGGACAAUUCUUUCUAUGUGAAUCUACAACUGACUUCACUGAUAUCAAGAAUUGCAUGUUAUCCACAACCACUUUUGCGAUCAUUGCUCCUCAAUUCAAACUUGGUUAUGCAGCCUGGGGUCAAAUCUUUGUUUCAGAUUAUUACUAACGUUGCUCAAACCACUGACAUCUUUGUGUCUCAACUUGACGACUUUAAAAUACUGCUGCUUCGAGCGCAACAGAACUUGAUCAAGCGAGAGAAAAGGUAUUUUGGAUUCAGUGCUGAACCUGGCAGAAAGGAUUCAAUAGUUUCCAGUCUCUCAAUGGAAUCGCGGGACGGCGGGAGUUCCGACGAUCAAGCCAGUCUUCCUGAUCAAGCACAAAUCGUUUUAAAUACGGUUAAUACGGUAAACCAGACUGGGUCUGGGCCGCAAUUUGCACAGCGCAAAGAUACUCUGUACACUGAAGCUUCCCUGGCCAAAACUGUCUCAGGCGCAAGAAUAGGCCGGCUUCACCCUGCCAUAAGAAGUCCACAAAAGCGCAUCUCAGAACAGACUUUGCGAAAUGAAGCAGCUUAUUUGCGAAGAAAAAACCCAACUGCAAUAAAAAAUGCUAUAUAUUGUGCCAUUUUGCUCGAAGAAUGGUUAAAAGAAUUGGCUGCGAUAUCUUUAGAACAUAACUUGGUUUGAGUGUUGCAGAUCAUGUGUUUGAUUCCAAGCACAAAUCAAUGAACGUCCCUCCACAAUUGCUAACACUGGCCGAUAUCAUAUACAAGCAUUGGUAAAAUGCAUCUCCAUUCAAGUGAACAAAUGUCUUACCAGAUUCACAACAUCCAACCAAAGAUUUCUAGUUUUCGUUUGGUAUGCGUGUCAUUAGUUGAAUGAAAAACAGAGUUCAACCAUCUAAGAAUGACGUUGAAUGUGGAAAGAAUGAGAAAAGAGUUUGAAUUUGUGGUUUGUCAUUUCAUCGGGAUUUUGAUACAUCUUUCUAUGUCUUUUGCAUUGUAACUCGUUGUAUUUGGAGAACUCAUAGUUACAUGCUGUGCACGUCUGGUAUUUUUAUAUUGCGGUAAAAAAUUUUCAUUGCUUUCUUUAAAUCAUUUAGCGUUUUGAAAGCCUUUCCUAAAAAUCAUGUUACGCGAGAUGCUUAUGUAGAUGGCCUAAAAUACCUUUUUUCUGUAGGUUUUUUCUAGAAUUAGGCUCGAAUUGGCUUUAUGUGCAGGUUUCAAGGCUAUGAACUUUCCAAAUCUUAUACAGUAAACUCACGAUUACUCGAACCUCCAAAGGACCAAUGAAAUGGUUCAAGAUAGCGAAUACUCGCGUUAUCGGGGGGGGGAGGGGGCAUAUGAAAGUAUUUGGCAAGGGAAAUGCAAUACUCGUUCGACUUAGCGAAUUUUCGAGUUAGCGGGGUUUCGAUUUAUCGGGAUUUUACUGUAGUAGAUAGAUGAUUAUUUGCGUAUCAUACGUCUGCUUUCAUUGACCGUUAAAUAGGGAUGUUUUUUCUUUCUUGUGAUACCUUUAGGUGAUACAUUUACUGUGUGCCGUUAUGUGGUUAACAACGGAAAAGCGAAUUGUAUCGUUCAUAACUAUUCAAAGACUUGUAUAGGCCGUUUUUGUUGACAAAAGCAUAGCAUUAUUCCAAACUUUUUUAUUUAUUUCUUAGAAUUAUUGGGUAUUGUGUGGGUUUAGAAGUAUUAAUUAUUUCAUAGCUUAUUUUUCAAUCAUUUUAUUUUUAGCUGUAAAAUUAUUUUUGAUUAUUUGACUGUAAUUUGCAGAUACAUAAUGACGAAAAUUUCAUUGCUUUGGAUAGUUGCUGAUAAGCUGUCCAUAGCCUGUCAUGUUUUACUUUAAGAACAAGUUUCCUCAAAUGUUUAGGAUUCUCUAAUAUAAAACAUGCUACAAUAAUCAUCACAUA
Molecule: messenger RNA, 4284 nt
Organism: Rhopilema esculentum
Lineage: Eukaryota; Metazoa; Cnidaria; Scyphozoa; Rhizostomeae; Rhizostomatidae
Product: FHIP family protein v1g243165
Source: RefSeq, a predicted model, not a curated record